Messenger RNA from Acanthaster planci (crown-of-thorns starfish), 1036 nucleotides. RefSeq names its product apolipoprotein D-like. Gene Ontology annotation, molecular function: lipid binding. Gene Ontology annotation, biological process: response to reactive oxygen species; lipid metabolic process; tissue regeneration. The record is from RefSeq and is a predicted model, not a curated record. Gene Ontology annotation, cellular component: cytoplasm. Lineage: Eukaryota; Metazoa; Echinodermata; Asteroidea; Valvatida; Acanthasteridae.
CCGUACAAGGCUCUCGCAGGUACUUUUCUUAGGAUCACACUGUUGAAUGAGCCUAUAAAUAGCGGCUUCGAAUAUUUAAUGGGCAAUAUAAGAACGGCAAGAGUCCACCAAGUGCCAUUUUGCAGUGUCUUUGGAUCAAGUCAACUCCGACGUGCCUUUCCUUUUGCUGAGAAUGAAGGGGUUUACCGUGUCUGUCGGGCUAAUCCUAGCCGGCCUUGUCGCUUGCUGUCAUGCUCAGGUGUUCUCCUGGGGUCCUUGCCCCGCAGUUCAAGUAAAACAGGACUUCAACGCCACGAGGUAUUUCGGAAAAUGGUAUGAAAUCCUUCGAUUCAAUAAGACAUCCUUUGAGGAAGGCACUCGCUGUAACUACGCGAUUUACUCUAACGGUACCAGGAACGGCACAUUGAGCGUAAGAAACGCCGGUCUGCGAGGUUCAGAGGUAGACUCCGUUGAAGGCUUCGCUUACGCACCGGACCCAUCUCAGCCGGGCAAACUCAAAGUCAGAUUCUCUAAGUCCUGGUUCGCUGGCAACUAUUGGGUUCUAGACACCGACUACCGCACCUUCUCCAUGGUGCAUUCCUGUACCGGUUUCUGGCUGUUCAACUUUCAGCUCAACUGGCUGCUAAGCCCAAGCCGCAGCAUCACGGCCGAUGUCACUACCAAUGUCAUGGAAAAGUUCCAAGACGCUGGCGUUGAUACCUCAAACUUCAUACAGACCAACCAGACACGCUGCCCUGACUUCUAAAUAAGCCAUGGUCAUCGUUAACCCGAUCUUGGAGGAAAAGUAGGCAUGCACAAUUAUUUCAAGAAAAAAGCGGAUUGCUCAGUUUUGUUUAGAAGCAUAUGCAUUUGCAUUACCUACAUUCGCGAAAGAAAUAUUUUGUUUGUAUCCCUUGACACGAAUUUGCAUUUUUAAUUUGCUUCGGACCCACUUUCUAGUCUAGAACCACCUUUAGCCGCAAAACGAUUAAUAAAUGCUUUAUUUUGAGCACUGAACUGCACAAAUAAAGACAGAUAGGUUGAUUCGUUUAAAAUA